AUGUUGAGUAGUAGUCUUCGGACCAAACCCAAUUCCAUUCCAGGAAUCUCGCCGGUUCAAACACAGCAAGUUCGGUUCAUUUCACGAAGAAGAAUCGCAUAUCCGUUUUACCCAUUCAAAAGACUGGGCAAACAGAACCCCAAGAAACAUGACAGUAACCUGAAAUAUGCCAUGCGUCAGUUUUUGGGUCCUCGCAACUUCAAGGGUGACUACGUGACAAACCGGUAUUUCGAAGUACCGCAAAAUCACGAACCCAGGUAUAUAACGCCAGAUCUCGAAAAGGGUCAGUCGUUGCAGGAUCCAGUGACAGGGGAGCCCCUCACGCUACAAGCAGACGGGUCUGUGGCGCCUGCGGCCUCGCAGCGGUUCCAAAGAAGCUCUGCAGCUUCGCGUGACCGGAAACUGCAGCCUUUCCCAGGCAACAAACACUGUUUUACCAACCGCGUUCUCAGCGAAGAGCUCAAGCUUCAAAUCCGCGAUGAUAUUCAAAACAAACAGCUCUCGACGCAGGUCGUGUCACAGCGCUACGGGCUCAAGAUCCCGCGCGUUGAGGCUGCUGUGAAACUUAUGGAUAUCGAACAAAAUUGGGAAAAAAACAAUCGCAUAGCACCAGGACUCAAAAGCAUGGCUUCUACCCUAUACAAAAUGUUCCCGUUGUUCGAACCUCGGAUUGAAGCCUCCAGAGAAAACCUUUCGGAAAUUCCAGUCCCAGCAAAAGCACUGCGGUCGCGUUUCGUGACUAUUGCCGAGUCAGAACCCUUCGGGCCCGUGGACGCUGCCAAGGUACUGGAACUAGAACCUGCUGCAGAAACAUUGGAAAAAUUGGCAACCCUAGGAGAGCAUUCUGCUGAUCACAAUACAUCUGCGCCCUCGCAUAACAAGAAAAAGAUCAUCUUUGGUCAACUGAACAAGGGUGAAAGGUCUUUGUUCAAAUUUGAAUCCGCUCAUGUUGGUGAUGUCGGUUUGCGUUACGGUUCUGGCAAUCGCGACUCGAAAAAAGACCGCAAAAUCGGCUUCAACAAGCUCGGGAGAAUGGUUUACUUGUAA
Messenger RNA from Lachancea sp. 'fantastica', 1047 nucleotides. The record is from the annotation of a GenBank genome assembly. NCBI's taxonomy places the organism in Eukaryota, Fungi, Ascomycota, Saccharomycetes, Saccharomycetales, Saccharomycetaceae.